Messenger RNA from Hyaena hyaena (striped hyena), 3567 nucleotides. RefSeq names its product lysyl oxidase like 2 (gene LOXL2). Gene Ontology annotation, biological process: peptidyl-lysine oxidation. Gene Ontology annotation, molecular function: protein-lysine 6-oxidase activity; copper ion binding. The coding region runs from base 282 to 2732 and encodes 816 amino acids. The transcript is spliced from 15 exons. The record is from RefSeq and is a predicted model, not a curated record. Lineage: Eukaryota; Metazoa; Chordata; Mammalia; Carnivora; Hyaenidae. Gene Ontology annotation, cellular component: membrane.
UUUGCCGUCCGACUAGCGUUAAAAGUACCGGGAAAAGCGUAAAGGAGCGACUCCAGCCCGCGGCUUCCUCAACUUGGGUCCCGCUUCCUUCAGCGGCCGGAGAAGUCGGCUCGCCCCCUCUGCUCGGGAAAGGGGCUCAGCGGCGACGCGCGCGGAAGGGGCCACCGUGGAAAGCUGGUCCCGGCCCAGCCAGUGCCGGCGCCUGUUGCCAAGACAGUCCUGCCUGCCGCCCCUCACCGCCCAGCACCCCCUCGGCCAGGGCCUCCAGCCAGAGGACAGGAAUGGAAACGUGUGGAGGCUGGCGCCUUGUCGGCUGUCUGGCCGUGCUCUCCCUGCUCCUGUCCCUGAGCCUGGCGCAGUACGAGGGCUGGCCCCACUACCCCGAGUACUUUCAGCAGCCGGCCCCCGAGUACCACCGGCCACAGGUGCCCUCCGACGUCGUCAAGAUCCAGCUCCGCCUGGCGGGCCAGAAGAGGAAGCACAGCGAGGGGCGGGUGGAGGUGUACUACAACGGCCAGUGGGGCACCGUGUGUGACGACGACUUCUCCAUCCACGCGGCCCACGUCGUCUGCCGGGAGUUGGGAUACGUGGAGGCCAAGUCCUGGACGGCCAGCUCCUCCUACGGCAAAGGGGAAGGGCCCAUCUGGUUGGAUAAUAUCUACUGCACGGGCAAAGAGGCCACCCUCGCAGCCUGCUCCUCCAAUGGCUGGGGUGUCACCGACUGCAAGCACACAGAAGACGUGGGCGUGGUAUGCAGUGACAAAAGGAUUCCUGGCUUUAAGUUUGACAAUUCGUUGGUCAACCACAUAGAGAACCUGAACAUCCAGGUGGAGGACAUCCGGAUCCGAGCCAUCCUGGCCGCCUACCGCAAGCGCACCCCCGUGACGGAGGGCUACGUGGAGGUGAAGGACGGCAAGACGUGGAAGCAGAUCUGUGACAAGCACUGGACAGCCAAGAAUUCCCGCGUGGUCUGCGGCAUGUUUGGCUUCCCUGGGGAGAAGACGUACAACACCAAAGUGUACAAAGACCAAAACUUCAGGCCUGCUAAACCAGCGGAAACAGGACCCCAUUUCUGCCCCUUUCUGGACCAGCCUGCCCUAGGAGGUGAAUCAGCCGGCAGCGACGCCGUCUGGCUCUCUCUGGCAUCUCACAGAAUGUUUGCGGCCCGGAAGAAGCAGCGCUACUGGCCAUUCUCCAUGGACUGUACGGGCACCGAGGCGCACAUCUCCAGCUGCAAGCUGGGCACGCAGGUGUUGCUGGACCCUGUGAAGAAUGUCACCUGUGAGAAUGGGCUGCCAGCUGUGGUGAGCUGUGUGCCUGGCCAGGUCUUCAGCCCCGACGGGCCCUCAAGAUUCCGGAAAGCCUACAAACCAGAGCAACCCCUGGUGCGGCUGAGAGGCGGUGCCAACAUCGGAGAGGGCCGAGUGGAGGUGCUCAAGAAUGGAGAAUGGGGUACCGUCUGUGACGACAAGUGGGACCUGGUGUCAGCCAGCGUGGUCUGCAGAGAGCUGGGCUUUGGGAGUGCCAAAGAGGCCAUCACUGGCUCUCAGCUGGGGCAAGGGAUAGGACCCAUCCACCUCAAUGAGAUCGAGUGCACUGGGAAUGAGAAGUCCAUUAUAGACUGCAAGUUCAAUGCUGAGUCUCAGGGCUGCAGCCACGAGGAAGAUGCUGGUGUGAGAUGUAACAUCCCUGCCAUGGGCCUCCAGAAAAAGCUGCGCCUGAACGGGGGCCGGAACCCUUACGAGGGCCGAGUGGAGGUGCUGGUGGAGAGGAAUGGGUCCCUCGUAUGGGGGACGGUGUGUGGUGAGAACUGGGGCAUUGUGGAGGCCAUGGUGGUCUGCCGGCAGCUGGGCCUGGGCUUUGCCAGCAACGCCUUCCAGGAGACCUGGUAUUGGCACGGGGACAUCUUCGCCAACAAAGUGGUCAUGAGCGGAGUGAAGUGUUCGGGAACGGAGCUGUCCCUGGCGCACUGCCGUCACGACGAGGAUGUGACCUGCCCCCAGGGCGCAGUGCAAUAUGGGGCUGGAGUCGCCUGCUCAGAAACUGCCCCUGACCUGGUCCUCAAUGCGGAGAUUGUCCAGCAGAGCACCUACCUGGAGGACCGUCCCAUGUUCAUGCUCCAGUGCGCCAUGGAGGAGAACUGCCUGUCCGCCUCGGCUGCCCGGACCGACCCCACCACAGGCUACCGCCGCCUCCUGCGUUUCUCCUCCCAGAUCCACAACAAUGGGCAGUCUGACUUCCGGCCCAAGAAUGGCCGCCACGCGUGGAUCUGGCACGACUGCCACAGGCACUACCACAGCAUGGAGGUGUUCACCCACUAUGACCUCUUGAACCUCAACGGUACCAAGGUGGCAGAGGGCCACAAAGCCAGCUUCUGCUUGGAGGACACAGAAUGCGAAGGAGACAUCCAGAAGAAUUAUGAGUGUGCCAACUUCGGCGAGCAGGGCAUCACCAUGGGCUGCUGGGACAUGUAUCGCCAUGACAUCGACUGCCAGUGGGUCGACAUCACUGACGUACCCCCUGGAGACUACCUGUUCCAGGUUGUCAUUAACCCCAACUACGAGGUUGCAGAGUCUGACUACAGCAACAACAUCAUGAAGUGCAGGACCCGCUACGAUGGCCACCGUAUCUGGAUGUACAACUGCCACAUAGGUGGUUCCUUCAGUGAAGAGACAGAAAAAAAGUUUGAACACUUCAGCGGCCUCAUAAAUAACCAGCUCUCCAGGCGGUAAAGCACCAGGCCACCUCCUGUCUUUAGACCACAGCACAUCGUCCCCACCAGCUGCAGUCCGACGGAUGGCCACACUCCCCCCUCGCCCAGCCCUGCCCCGUCUGCAUGCCCCAGCAGCCCUGCCCAAGGCCCAGGAGGAAGGGGUGCGCCUGUCAUUUGCUGGGGGCUGCAGCCUGACCUCUGGAGCCUGGGGACGACCUCCAGGGUGCGGCUUGACCACAGGGCUGUGGGCGUCAAGAGCCAUCUUGUCUGGGACCCCAGGAGCACGGUUAGCAGCAGUGUCCCACCUAAACCACAGUCCACCCCAAGUAUGAGACCACCCCCACUCAAUUCACAUUACACGGGGCCACGUUGGUGGUGUGAGCGGUCAACCCGAGGUGGUCAGGCUGAAGUCCAUUUUUCUCUUCUUAGCUCACGUCCAGCCAACUUGAAUAUCUAGACCUCUCUUCCAAUUAAACAGACUGCGUCUGUUAUUCUCACAUAUACAGAUAAUGGUGCCAUGUGUUUUCCUAACUAGGUGAGCUCAGAGUUGGUGCUUCCCCCUACCCCUUAAAUCCUCUUAUUUUUCAAGAUACCAUUAUUAUUAUUUCACAGACUUUGAAAGACAAGGUAAUUUAGUGGCAUUUAAUAUUGGGCAUCUGGGCCCUUGAAAGUAUAGCUCCAAAGAAAAACCCACCCACCUGUGUAAGUGGCUCCUCCUUCUGUUGUUCCAAUUCUGUGGGCUGAUUCAACGGUGCUAGAGCCAGGGUCCUGGGUGAUGAGGACACCCACUGAGCGCCAUGUGUCAUCACAGACACUUACACAUACUUGAAACUUUGAAUAAAAGGUUUAUGGUA